AUGAUGCAUCGAGUUAUCUCAUUGAUCGUGGCCGCCGCCGCGUGCUGCUCUUGCACGCCCCUCGAAAAGGCGCCUCGGGACUCGGCCGGCUGCUCAGACACAUCGUUCGGUGACUUCCAUUGGACAGUAGAAGACUUCGACUAUCACGCUUCAUACAUUUUCACUACGCCUGCCCACCAGAAUUCGUGGGGAUAUGUCAACUUCAACCUGUCGAACCCUGCAGUUCCGGAUCUUCUGGCUUCGUGUAACGCAGCAAGCAGCCAGCUCUCGGACUUCUUCUACGGAAACUUUCAAUACAAUUGCACAUUCAACGGGGAAGUAGGCCAGCCAGGACCAGCACCGGCCAAGUUCACGUUUAGCCGGCCCUCAGGUGAACUGGUCAUUGACCAGUCGUGGGUUUGCAACGACCAAGAUCCUCAAUACCCUAUCACGUUCUUUGCCACUGGACAGGUCAAUUUGACGCUGGACUGCACCGACACUACCUGGCAGAACACGAAUUGGACUAUGGGCCAAUUUUACUCAACCAGAAAUGUUGAUUGCGCACCGGUGACGGUUGAUCUCAAACCGUCUCAGAUCUCGGCAGUGGCAUAG
This is a messenger RNA of Diaporthe amygdali, 591 nucleotides long. RefSeq lists its product as uncharacterized. NCBI's taxonomy places the organism in Eukaryota, Fungi, Ascomycota, Sordariomycetes, Diaporthales, Diaporthaceae. The record is from RefSeq and is a predicted model, not a curated record. The coding region runs from base 1 to 591 and encodes 196 amino acids. The transcript has 2 exons.